This is a messenger RNA of Prunus armeniaca (apricot), 564 nucleotides long. NCBI's taxonomy places the organism in Eukaryota, Viridiplantae, Streptophyta, Magnoliopsida, Rosales, Rosaceae. The record is from the annotation of a GenBank genome assembly.
AUGUCGUCCUCAUCCAUCUCUUCAUUCUCAUCAACUCUCAUCAGACGAACAAUCCCAUUUUGUUCAUCCACCACCUCUACUACUUCUGCAACAAGCAGUCAAUUUCUGUCACCCAAAAGAAAGCCCAUAUGCCCCCUUGCAUAUCAUAUUCUAGCCCGUGCCCUACCCGACCCGCCCGACCAGUACCCGACCACGAGCCCACCAGAGUUUUCUCCCCCAGUUCCAGGCCGCUAUGACCAGCCUUCUGCUCCUCCUGAGUUGCCUGGGAUUUCCACCUCUCCGGAUGUGGACCCCACUCCUGUUCCUCCUCCUGAAGUGAAUCCAUACCCUCCACCGCUUGACCCGGAUCUGAACCCGGGCCCGGAUUUUCCAGUACCUCCCUUGAAACCGCCUCCUGUGCCCGAUAUCCCACCACCGUUUCCUGAUAACCCGCUUCCAAAACCCGACGUAGUGCCGCCGCAACCACCUGAUAUUGUGCCUCCUCCCCCGCCGGGGCCCGAGAUUAUUCCGCCACCAGCUCCCCCGCCACCCCCAACUGGCCCGGGUGGGCCAAUUGUUGUGUAG